AUGGGUCCACAGAGAAAUAUUUUUGUGAACACACUUGAAGCUAUGAAAGAAGCUUUUAUCAAGAAAGCCGACUUUUUCUCAGACCGAGCUCAGAACAUAGUUAUAGCUCGUCAUGUUCCAAACUUUUUCCAUGGCAUCAUUUCCAGUUCUGGGUCCAACUGGAAAGCCCAGAGAACCACGUCCCUAGCCAUUCUUAGAAACUUUGGUAUGGGCAAAAAUAUGUUGGCUGAAAAAAUCUUAGAAGAAGUUUCUUUCUACACCAAAGAGCUGGCCAAGAAUAAUGGAAAACCAUGUGAUAUUCAUUAUCUGACUAAUAUGAGUGUCUCUAAUGUAAUAAGCUCCAUCAUAUUUGGGAAACGCUUUGAGUUCAAUGAUCCAAAAUUUAUAAAGCAAAUAGAAAUGCUUAAUGACCUAGUGAAGUUAAGCACUGGAGUUCUAGUCUUGAACUUUUUCCCUAGUUUAUAUUAUCUGCCUUUCGAUUUGUUCAAAGGCAAAAAGCUGAUACAAGUAUAUUGUGCUUUGCGCAAUUUUACAGAUGAGAUGAUUAGUGAAGUAAAAAAGCGUCAUGAUUCUGGAAAUCUAGACAAUUACAUUGUCGCUUAUAUUGAGGAAAUGGAGAAAGAAAAACAAUCAGGAGGACAAAACUAUUUGGACGAAUUAAAUUUGGCUCGCAACAUUGAGAAUUUAUUUGUAGCUGGUUCAGAAACUACAAGCACAACAAUAAUGUGGUGCCUGCUUUACAUGUUGCACUAUCCAGAAGUUCAACAGAAAAUUUAUAAAGAAUUAGCAGAACAGAUUGGAACAGAACGUCCACCGAACAUAACAGACAAAAGCAACUUGAAAUACUUGACAGCUGUGAUCAUGGAAGUUCAAAGAAAGGCCAGCAUUGUGCCCUUAAGUCUUCCUCAUCUUUGUAACAAAGACACAACACUUGCUGGUUACAACAUUCCAAAAGGCACAAUCGUAAUGCCCAAUCUGGACGCCAUUCAUUCAAGUAAAGAAAUCUGGGGAGAUCCUGAAAAUUUUCGCCCUGAAAGAUUUCUGGAUGACAAAGGAAACAUAAUAAAGAGGGAAGAACUCAUGCCUUUCUCUAUUGGCAGACGUAUUUGUCUGGGAGAAUCAUUGGCUAAAAUGGAGUUGUUCUUAUAUCUGUCCACUUUAUUUCAGAAGUUUGAAUUUCUUCCAGCAUCUCCGGAUAACGUUCCACCACUACAAGAUACUUGGGGCUUAGUUGCCGCCCCUGAACAUUUUGAAAUCAGAUGUGUAGAAAGAGAACAUUAA
Biomphalaria glabrata is the source of this 1281-nucleotide messenger RNA. Its product is annotated as cytochrome P450 2U1-like. The coding region runs from base 1 to 1281 and encodes 426 amino acids. Gene Ontology annotation, molecular function: oxidoreductase activity, acting on paired donors, with incorporation or reduction of molecular oxygen, reduced flavin or flavoprotein as one donor, and incorporation of one atom of oxygen; heme binding; iron ion binding. Gene Ontology annotation, biological process: xenobiotic metabolic process. Gene Ontology annotation, cellular component: intracellular membrane-bounded organelle; cytoplasm. The transcript has a single exon. The record is from RefSeq and is a predicted model, not a curated record. Lineage: Eukaryota; Metazoa; Mollusca; Gastropoda; Planorbidae.